AGCAAGAGCAGGAGCAAGAGCAAGAGCAAUAGCAAAGCGGAGACUGGAUCAUCACAAGGACAUGAGCCCACCCAAGUCCAUUAACACCCACACCCGCAGAGAAAUAAAACACCACCGGCUCGGGCUCUGGUAAUCAGGCAGGCUCAAUCAGUGGGAAUAAGUUGAUGAUCUGUCGUCUCUAAGCCGCCCGCCACGACGCGCCAUCCUCCACCAUCUUCUUCCUCCCUCCCUCUUAAAAGCCCCCGCUUCCUUGCCUCUUCAAGCCCAAUUCCCCGCCCACUCCCUCCGUCCACCGCCACCCAAGAGAGAGACAGGCUCUCUAGAUUCUAGCCCCGCAGCAAGCAUCGGAUCAAACCAUCUAGUAUUAUUUCAGGAGGGCUCUGCCCGCCGGCGCCGCGGUUGGAAGACACAGAGAUAGACGGAUGUUGGGGGGCGGGAAGAUGAAGGGCGGGGACGCGGUUAGCGGCGGCGGCAGCAGCAACAUUAGCCCCAUGGUGUCCUUCCUGCUGGGCGCCGCCGUGGCCACCGUCUGCGUCCUCUUCUUCAUGUCCGCCAGCCCCGGCCGCAGCCUCGUCGACGUCGCCGCAUGGAGCCACAACAACGGCACCGCCGCCCAGCACCACCACCACCUGCGCUCCGUCGCCGACGACGCCGACGCCGCCCGCAACCUCUCCGUCGUCGUCGCCGCUCCGGCACCCGCCCCCGUCCAGGCGUCGCCGUACGGGGACCUGGAGGAGGUGCUGGCGCGGGCGGCGACGGCGGACCGGACGGUGAUCAUGACGCAGAUCAACGCGGCGUGGACCAAGCCGGGCUCGCUGCUGGACCUCUUCUUCGAGAGCUUCCGCACCGGGGAGGGCGGCGUGGCGCGCCUGCUCGACCACCUCGUCAUCGUCACCAUGGACCCGGCGGCGUACGCGGGGUGCCAGCUCGUGCACCCGCACUGCUACUUUCUCAGGACGACCGGCGUCGACUACCGCGGCGAGAAGUUCUUCAUGAGCAAGGACUACCUCGAGAUGAUGUGGGGCCGCAACAAGUUCCAGCAGACCAUCCUCCAGCUCGGAUACAACUUCCUCUUCACGGACGUGGACGUGAUGUGGUUCCGGGACCCGUUCAAGCACAUCUCCAUGGGGGCGGACAUCGCCAUCUCCAGCGACGUCUUCAUGGGCGACCCCUACAGCCUCGGCAACUUCCCCAACGGCGGCUUCCUCUUCGUGCGCUCCUGCAACAAGACCAUCGAGUUCUACCGCCACUGGCAGGCCGGCCGCUACCGCUUCUUCGGCAAGCACGAGCAGGACGUGUUCAACCUCAUCAAGCACGACAUGACGGACCGCCUCGGCGUCGCCAUCCAGUUCCUCGACACCACCUACAUCAGCGGCUUCUGCCAGCUCAGCAGGGACCUCAACAAGAUCUGCACGCUACAUGCGAAUUGCUGCGUCGGGCUCGGGGCCAAGCUCCAUGAUUUGAGGAAUGUGCUGGACGUGUGGAGGAACUACACGGCGGCGCCGGUGCCCGACAAGAGGGCCGGCAAGUUCCAGUGGAAGGUGCCCGGGAUAUGCAUCCACUGAUCCAACUCAUUGAUGAGUUGGUUGCCCAUUCUUUCUGUUCUUCUUGCUUCGCCUUCUCCUUCUCGUGGAAAGAGAGGGAGGGGAUUGAGAGGGUCAGCAUCGAUCGAUUGAUUCAUUUUGUGAAAUCAUUUCAGCUAGAUGAUUAUUAGUAAGUUAUUAUACUGUAUAUGUACACAAACAUACACAGAGUAGCAGUACUCCAGUAUGCGUGCAGCACAUGCAUGCAUGUAUGCUGGUCCUGGCCGACCCUCCCUGGCCUGUAAUUAAAGAUGAAUGAGUAAAGCAGUAGCCUGUUUAUGCACCA
Messenger RNA from Triticum dicoccoides, 1869 nucleotides. RefSeq lists its product as uncharacterized. The transcript is spliced from 3 exons. Lineage: Eukaryota; Viridiplantae; Streptophyta; Magnoliopsida; Poales; Poaceae. Bases 423 to 1565 code for a protein of 380 amino acids. The record is from RefSeq and is a predicted model, not a curated record.